AUGGCGGUCGAUGGGAACAAUGCUGUUAACGUUAUAUUAAGACCGACGGACACUGCGCGGGAAUUAGGCAAAAAUGUAACACUGGCAUGCAUAGUUACCGACAAGACCUCGUCGGAAAGCGUACAAUGGAAAUAUAAACCAGCUUUGAGCGACGCUUUCAAUGCGUUGACUUUUAACGAAAACGUCUUAUCCGAUCCGACUAAAUAUGGUAUUCAGUGGACGUACAAUCUCACCGUGUAUAACCUGCAACCGGAAGACGCUGGUUUAUACCGGUGCACAGCAGGUGGUGUAGACUAUGAUGCAACUCUUAUUGUUGUCGAUCUUCCAGAAAAUGUGUCUAUAGAAAUGGUAGGACAGCCGAACAAUGGUGAGACACACAACCUGACGUGUAAAGUUAUCAAUGGAUUACCGCCGCCGACAAUACGUUGGCUUAUCAACGGUGUUGACAUGACCAGUAAUGCUGUUACAGAGAACACGACUCUAACAGGGACAGGAUACGGCGACAUUACUAGUUACCUUUCACUAGAACUCGACGCUUCAAUGAAUGGGAAGGGAGCGGAAUGUAUCCUGUCAUAUGGUGGCUGGGAAAAUGCAGUCAAAGCUACAUAUACCAUCCAAACACUCUACCCCGGUGGACUGUCCAACUCUGGGACCGGAUUCUACAACCCUGGUACGAUCGUGUUCCCUAGCGGUAGUUCCAAUACAAACCUCUCGUCAUCUGCCCUUGGUAAUGGAGGAUCAGGGGGAAUGCCAAACAGGGGGAUGUUCAUGAUCAAGUUUAUAAAGCAGUCUGCGAGCGAGAACAUCAACUGGGAAAUGCAACAAUAUUCGCCAUAAAAUUAAGUGACUGACAAUAUAUGUACAUGCAUCUCUAUGAUUUUCUUUACCAAAUUUGUCAAUUGAUUUUAAUCUUUGCUGACAUUAAGAAACAGACUUAUCCUGUUUCAUAAUUGAAAUUAUCGAUAUUUUACUUAUUACCUCCAAAGCUAAUUCCAAAAUAUUAAUAGUAUUAAGCCAGGACGACUACAAAUAGCCGAUAUAUAAACAGUCUAGACCCAGGUUGUUAUGUAAACAAUAAAGGGUUUUGGCCGCUAUGUAAACAGCAAAGAGUCAGGCCGACUUAAAGGUAACUUUGAUGGGUUGCAUAAACAAGCCCCUAUUGCCGAUAACGUGAACGAACGGUUCACAUUUUCAUCUUCAUGUUGUUUGUUUACACCAUAUAAAAUAUAG
Molecule: messenger RNA, 1230 nt
Organism: Ruditapes philippinarum (Manila clam)
Lineage: Eukaryota; Metazoa; Mollusca; Bivalvia; Venerida; Veneridae
Exons: 7
Coding region: 1-837 (278 amino acids)
Source: RefSeq, a predicted model, not a curated record